AUGGCCUACAAUUUUCCGGGAGUGCCAGCGGCAGCUAUGCCACCGAUGGGUAUGGGGCCAAUGGGAUCUCUUACUCCAAUUGCAGGACCACAAGGUUUCAUGGAAUUAGCUAGUCAAGGAUUUCCUCCACUACCUCCUCCAAUACCACUGCCUGGAAUGAACGAUUCCCCAUUAGAAUUUAGUACAAAUAAGAAUCAACCUCCAAUAACUAGAGAAUCCUCAGAUGAUAAUAGUGAUAAGAGAAGUGAAAAGAAUGACAUUAGACGAGACAGAGAAAACAGGGAGGGUAGAGAUAAUAGGGAUAACAGAAGAUCUAGAAGCGAAAGAAGCGACAGAAGAGAGAGGGACAGAGAACGAAGAGAAGAAAGAAACGAGAGGGAUCGAAGAGAGGAACGAAGACCGGAAGAACGAAGCGGUAUAAACUCUAUGAGUAACAAUAAUGGUCAUAAUAAUUCAAACAGUAAUGACCUUCCAUCGUCGUCGAACACUAGUGGCACACCGAAUUUAGGACCGCAAAUGGAACAAGCCACAGGUGUUUGGGGAAUGGGAGUAGGAUAUCCCGUGAUGGGAAUGGGUCCGAUAGGACCAAUGGGACCAAUGAUGAGCGAAAUGACGCUUGGUCCGCAUAUGGGACAUACUCAUAGCUACGGACCUAUGAGUAUGGGGAUGAUGUCGCACGAUGGUAGUAUGAUAGGAGCACAAAUAUUAGGUCCAGAACAAAUGAUGAAUGAUGCUGCUCAAAUAAUGAGCGGUGCAUUACCUCCGCCACCGUCAGCACCGCAAGGCACCAAAGAAAUUAUACAUUGUAAAAGUUGUACUCUGUUUCCACCGAAUCCAAACGCACCGCCCCCCACAACUCGGGAAAGGCCUCCAGGAUGUAGAACAAUCUUUGUUGGAGGUUUGCCGGAAAAUAUUACAGAAACGAUAAUUCAAGAAAUAUUUGAAAGAUGCGGCGAAAUAACUACUCUACGGCUGUCGAAAAAGAAUUUUUGUCAUAUACGCUUUGUACUUGAGAGUAGCGUCGACGCGGCUAUUUACCUGUCUGGAUACAGAAUUAGAAUAGGAUCCAGUGGUGAUUCUGUGAACACUGGCAGACUUCACGUAGACUUUGCUCAGGCCAGGGAUGACCAGUACGAGUGGGAAUGUAGGCAACGUCAAUUACAAAGAGAACAACGUCACAGAGAAAGAGUCGAGCAAGAAAGGCAAAGAGCACCGUCUAGCCCUCCGCCGGUCGUACAUUAUACGGACCACGAGGCGUCAAAUAUUUGUGAGAAAAUUAAACAAGAUGACACGUUUAUGAAAGCAGUGCAGGUUGUUGUAACGUGGCUUGAACGGGGGGAUUGUACGAAACGAAACGCGAACACAUUUUACUCGAUGAUUCAGUCGACGAAUUCUCACGUUCGACGGUUACUCACGGAGAAGGUUGCGUACGAGGAGGAACUCCAGAAAGCGAAGGAACUAAUGAAGGGCAGGAUGCAAGGACUCCUAAUACAAUUCAGUCAGAUUGAACGCGUGUUCACUGCGGCCAGCCACAAGAAGGUCUGGGAUCACUUCACAAAGGCUCAACGGAAGAACAUCGAAAUGUGGAAGAAACAAUCCUCGGAGAUCAAAGCGGUGCAACUGGAAGAAAGUCUGUUAGAAGGUGAAGGGGAAAUGGAGGUGUCCGAUUCGGAGGAGGAACCGCAACGGAAGAAGCCACGGAAUCAGUCGGAUCCGCACGACGAUUCCGAGCGACUGCAGGCGUUGAAAGAAGAAAACGACAGUCUACGGUGUCAGUUGGAGGCGUACAAGAACGAGGUGGAUCUGCUGAAAUCCGAGACGAAAAGCGACAUCGACGCGAAGGACAAACAAAUGAAAAUGUUACAGCAAACGUUGAAAGGCAUGCAGGAACAGCUGCUGCAGUCGAGGAAACAGCAGCAGCAAGACGAUCAGAAGAUCAAGGAUCUGACCGUGAAACUGAACGCCACGAAAAAGGAGGAGCCCAGAGAAAGUGAGGUCAUAACGUUGGACAAAGACGACGACAUAAACGAGGAGCCUCGAACUCCGAAGCAAUUGGCAUUAACGUCUAGUUUCGUUCAGAUCACCCAAAAAGAUGCUAAGCUUAUAGGAUUAAUAGCAACAUUUUUACACAUACAUCCGUUCGGCGCCAGCGUGGAUUAUUUAUGGUCGUAUCUACAAAAAAUGGAACAUGGUAUUAAACCGAACGAGGUGGAAGCGCUGAUGCAACGAUUUCCUCAAGUCUUCAAACAGGACUUGUUCGGGAUCGGUGCGAACAUGGAGAGACGUUGGCAGUUCUCGGGUUUCAACGUUUAUCGUAGCCAUUGAGACUGGGUAGAAUCGUACUUGAUAAGGAAUUUUGUAACAUUUUCAUGUCAUGGCGUCCCUCAUUUCAUGUAGAUUCUUGUAAUAUUUGUUUUAGCGUGAGUCUUUAUUUCGGGAAUCCGCCCUUUCCAUACCAAGAACUUGCGAACGAUGAUGAUCAAUUUAAAUAUCGCUAGGAUAUCUUCAUGGCGUAAGAAUAUCGGGGAUACCUGUUUUUUGUUAACCGUUGAGUGCCACUGAUGUUUGUAGGAAUGCGCGUUUAGAACGGUGCUUGAACCGUUAAAGUCGAUGUCAGAUCAACCGACUAUUCAGGCCCAUUCCGAGAGAACGUUGUCCGCGUUGUUCGUCUGGUAACUAUCCGUUUGUACUUAGGGGUGGAUUGAAUCAUCGUUAUUGCAUAGAAAACAAAGUUUGCUUCUGACCAACAGAUAGCCUCGAGUAACCCACUGAUUUGUCGUCGACUUUAAUAAACAAAACCCUUACCUACAACUUGUCAACAUUUUUUUUAACUUGUACACGAAUGCGGUUUUUCCGUGCCAGGCUGAAGUGUAAAAAAUAAUACCAUAUUAAAAUCUGUUAACGGUGCAUAAAUUACAAACAUCCGUUAGGUAUAAUCAAAUAAUGAAACUCAAGCUUUAAUAUUUGUUACGCCCGAAAUCAAUUAACGAUACGUGGUACUUUACACAUCGACUGUUAU
This is a messenger RNA of Dufourea novaeangliae, 3019 nucleotides long. Its product is annotated as ecto-NOX disulfide-thiol exchanger 2. The record is from RefSeq and is a predicted model, not a curated record. Lineage: Eukaryota; Metazoa; Arthropoda; Insecta; Hymenoptera; Halictidae. Gene Ontology annotation, molecular function: protein-disulfide reductase activity; RNA binding. Gene Ontology annotation, biological process: ultradian rhythm. Gene Ontology annotation, cellular component: plasma membrane; external side of plasma membrane. The coding region runs from base 1 to 2325 and encodes 774 amino acids. The transcript is spliced from 10 exons.